This is a messenger RNA of Lolium perenne, 1080 nucleotides long. NCBI's taxonomy places the organism in Eukaryota, Viridiplantae, Streptophyta, Magnoliopsida, Poales, Poaceae. The record is from RefSeq and is a predicted model, not a curated record.
AUGUCCGUGGCUUUUUUUGGUUCCCCAACCGUAUGUGAGCAAAUUAUUCCUCUUCCCCAUCGAACCAUACUACUACUAGUUGGGCAAGAACAUGCCGGCGAGCUCUGCCCCGUCCCGUCGAGCCUCGGCCCGGCAGCCUCCAUCCCCACCCCCGCCCCGGGACCUCCGCCCCCACCCCGCUACCUCCCGGCGAGCUCCGCCGCGCCACGGGUCGCCAAGGCACGGCGACCUCCGCCCCGCCAUGCCCUCGGCGAGCUCCACGCGUUCCCGUCUCGCCACGCCACGGCGCGCCCCGGCCCGUGUCCGCCCGCGUCGACCUCGCCCCGGCGAGAGAAGGUCCCGCCCGCGUCGACCUCCGCCACCGCUCGUGCGUGCCCGCUCGUGGCCGACGCAGCCGGUGCCGCCUCACCCGUGCCCGUGGCCGCGCGUGGCCGACGCGGCCGGCGCCCCGCCCAUGCCUCGCGCGUCCCCGUCCAUGCUCGCACGCCGUCGCGCGGCGAGCUCCGCCCACGGCGGCGUCCCGUUCCCGCCGGCCUCCUCCCCGGCCGGGCGAGCUCCUCAAGCCGGAGCGCCGCACCGCACGGUGGCGUGGUGGCCCCGGCGGCGAGGCGUGGUGGCCCUUGGAGGCGCGCGGUGGCGUGCAAGCCUGCGGCGGCGAGGCGUGGUGGCCCCGGCGGCGAGGAGCGGCCGGCGCCCGCGCAGCCGUGGAGCGACGCGACCGGCGCCCGCGCAUCCCGGCGUGGAGGAGCGACAGGGCCGGCGCCGCGCGCGGCGUGGCGGGGCUCCGGCGCCCUUGGCCGUGGCGCGACGCGGCCGGCGUGGCGGGGCUCGGGCGCCCUUGGCCGUGGCUCAUGCGCCCCGCGAGCGAGCCCCGCCCGUGGCCGACGCGGCGAGCCCCGCCCGUGCGCGCGCCGCGUUGCGGCGAGCGCCGCCCCGCCGUGCCCGGCCAUGGCCGUCCCCGCCCGUGCCCGCUGCGGCCAGCUCCGCCCUGCCCCGGCGACCUCCGCCCCACCCACGCCCGCGCCCGUCGCGUCGAGCGCCGACCCCGCCCAUGGCCGACGCGGCGAGCCCCGCCCAUGA